Messenger RNA from Fusarium coffeatum, 1014 nucleotides. RefSeq lists its product as uncharacterized. Bases 1 to 1014 code for a protein of 337 amino acids. The record is from RefSeq and is a predicted model, not a curated record. The transcript has a single exon. Gene Ontology annotation, molecular function: hydrolase activity. Lineage: Eukaryota; Fungi; Ascomycota; Sordariomycetes; Hypocreales; Nectriaceae.
AUGGCUUUCCCUGAUCCUGUACUCAAUGAAUAUGUUUUCAAAACAGCCCCCCAGCUGAAUACUGCAUGGUUGAAAUACGAGGAAGAGGUCAAGAUGGGAGGUCCUACCCGGGUAUUCAAUACUAUCGAAGAGCGGCAACCAGUCUAUGCCCUAGAAUGCCGUGAUCUUUACAAACGAAUGACAGCUCCCGGGGCACGAGACCAUUAUUUGUCCCAAGGUGUCACCAAGAAGGAGUUUACGGUGUCUUCCACCAUAGAUGGUCAUCCGAUUCCAAUCCUACAACUCGAACUUGAAGAGAAUGAGAGUGACGAACCAGAGGUUGUCAUAGUUUACUACCAUGGCGGAGGACUGAAAGUUGGUGAGGCAGACAGCGAAGAGCUUUCUUGUCGGCGUAUCGUCAAGUCAGGCAUAGCCAAGAUCCGUCUAUACUCAGUGGGCUAUCGCUUACUUCCGCAGCACCAAGCCAAGAUAUGCUUCUCAGAUUGUUUGGAUGCAUUCAAGAUGUUACAGAAUGCAGCAGUGAGAAUGGUUAUUGUUGGAAGUUCAAGUGGUGGGCAGAUGGCUUCCGCAGUGGCCCAAGCCGUCCCUCCAGGAUCAAUCCAUGGUUUGCUGCUGAGAUGCCCUGUCACAGCCGACAGAGCCAGUGGUGAGCAAUUUGUACCCGAGAAGCUACGUCCUUAUCAUACAAGUGUGUCCCCUACUUUCAUCACGUCCUUGAACGGGUAUCUGAAUCGGGACAUGCCUCGGGAUGGCCUUGAUAAGUUGCCCCUGGAAGCUACUGAGGUUGAGCUGAAGCAACAUCCUCGGACAUGGAUUCAGCUUGCUUCCAACGACACACUUUACUCGGAUGGACUAUGCUACGGGAUGCUCCUGAAAGAGGCGAAUGUAGAGGUCAAGGUGCAGGUUGAGAUUGGAUGGCCGCAUACCUUCUGGCUCAAAGCUCCCCAUUUAGACUUUGCUUUGGUAUGCGAGAAGCAUAUGACUCAAGGGUUAGAGUGGAUUCUCGAUAACUGA